Molecule: messenger RNA, 3088 nt
Organism: Phragmites australis (common reed)
Lineage: Eukaryota; Viridiplantae; Streptophyta; Magnoliopsida; Poales; Poaceae
Exons: 4
Coding region: 1206-2918 (570 amino acids)
Source: RefSeq, a predicted model, not a curated record
CGUAGAAUUACAGACUCACCCUUGGCUGGCGAAAGAGAUACAAACCAUUGCUUUUACAACUGGGGCACAGGGCCAGGAUAGUAAUAUAUCGCCUAGUCAGCAGGCCAAAAUAUCCAUCCUUGGAUGACAUCACCUAGCCAUGCCAGGUACUAUGGCGAUAGGCACCACCGUGUCAGGUUUUACAGUUUUCCUUUUACUAAACAAAACAUCCGAUUUAGCUAUCUUGUUUUUUUAUUAUCUGUCCACGUCCAUCACAUGAGCAUGUAGGGUUGGUGGCCCACAAGUGAUGGUUCACAAAUAUAUCCUAGCGCCAGAAAUAUUGUUAAUUGAUGCACGCAAACAGCCUUUAGAGGCUCCACAUGUGCUCAGGACAUUGUUAAACUACAAGGCAUGUCAACGCUUCUGUGACAUCUAGCUAUAUAGACAUAUUGCCUGCUGAACAAUUCGAGGGUGCUGCUCAAAUUCUCUUGCAGGCCGUCAGUCUUCAUGGCAGCAACAUAGAUGCUGGAACUCAAACUCAGGGGGCAGGUGUUUUACAGGUAACAGUCCAGAACAAAGUCUGAAAGCAGUUCAUGAAGAAAGAAAACGGAAAACACAACAGGGCCUGCCUAGACUAAAUGUUUGUCGUCUAGAACGGCCUCACCGAGGUGCUGUGGGACUACUCUAGUUCUUCUCGCGCGCGCCAGCCGGAGUGUGUCGCCGUCGUAUUUGAUGAUGGUUGAGAGUUGCAGCGGUGCCAGUGUCUUGUUGUUGAAAACUCGUAGGCAUCUUUCUUUCCAUAAGUUCCAGGCAGUGUAUAUGAUGAUCUGGGUUGCCCCUUGCUUGGGGUAUGAAUAAUUUUCCCUUUUCCAUGGUCAGUCAAAGUACCAAUCAUGCAUGCACUACUUCAAGGAAGUGUACGGGGUUGAUAUUUGUUGUAGAUGAAACAAGUUCAGGUGACACUACGAACGGCGGCGUAAAGAAAGCUCCUCGGAGGGCUGCAAAGUUGUUUAACUUGGAUCCAAAAAUUCUGUUUCUUCUUUGACUGAACCUAAAUACAAAUAAGAGAGAUUAGACUUGGUAAAAAUCAUAUUGUUUCCAGAAAAGGCUUAACUUGACUAUGUAACCUGCAAUUGCGGGGAACAUGGGUGCGUUAGGUGAAAUCUGGUCACCGAACUCCCUUGGAGCACGUAACGUUCCUUGAUGCUCCAGAUGUAGAUUGCCGAAUGCAUUCAAGCGCUAGCUCGAGUGAAGAGGACGGCAGCUCUGCCCCAAGGGCAGCCAUGGACGUGCCAAGCACUCAGGGCGAAUCACUGUCAUUGCCGGUAGCAGGGGCGCUAUGCAGCACCGGCCGGCCAGCAACCGAAUCUGGGGCAGCUUCGGCCUGUGUUGGGCAUUGGGAAAGCACUGACGCUCCUCCAGGCGGUCUCAUUUCUCUUGAGGAAUCUUGGGAUCUAGACGGGAAGGUGCGCAACAACAUCGAUGAGACACAGCCACGGCUUCAGCUUCGGGAGGCUCCAUCGCGAUCAUCCCGGGGUUCUCGAUUGCAGUCAAUAGAUUUGACAACAAGGUCGGAGUUCUUCUUAGUGGACAGGCAGCUGGUGCAGUAUUUCAAGAAAGCAUCAACCAUGAAUUGGCCUCUCUUCUUGGCCCUGCUUUCGUCAACGUUUUGCCACGAGAAGCGACUCCGCAUCCGGAUAUUUUGUGCUUGCUCUGCAUUUUCCCUGACACUGAACGUGGUGCCGUUGUUUCUGGCCGGAUGGAUGGCAGAAAAGGAGCCAUCCACUGGGGAAGAAGAGGAGGACGACGAGAAAGUUGAGCCGAGUGACCGGAAUCGCAUUCUUGGGCUAUGCGUCGCGGCCUACUUGUCGAACUUGUCAUGGACAGCCACAGCAGUCUCUUUCGCAAUGCUUCUCGGAGCUGGGUACUCCUGGUUCUUUCUCAUAUUGGCCGUACUCAUAUUUCCCUACUAUUUCAUCGUCAAGCAUGGCAUCGAGAACGGCAUAACCUGGGGGGUGGUGCAGUAUGCGGAGCAUCGCUCGGACAUGGAUUUCUUAUUCGGGCUCUGCUUUGAUAUCACCCAGACCAACAUGACAGCGCUUGCGGCGACCCUGUUCGGCUACCUGCAGCGAAGUCAGUGUGUGGAUGUCGCUUUUCGGGCACCCGAAAUAAUCCUUUUCAUUGCUGUCGUGAUUGGGCUCUUCGUUAUGACCAUGUGCACGGUGCCGCCGGCAGCAGGACUUCCAUCUCACAGGGAUUCAUUUGUCAGAAGGAUCAUGAAGCUCGCUGUCUAUUGGCUUCUUAUUUUGACGUCUAUGGGUUUGUUUCUGACUGUUCUGAAGAUAUGUGGGCCGUAUGCACUUCUGUCUUUCAUCGUUGUUGUCGUCGAUGCAGUUGCCUACUGGCCAGAGUACCUGAAAUCCACCUUUAUUGUACAGACUCUCAAAGUGGUUACAAGGUGUGUAGAACAAAAGGGGUUCUGGCGAGAUGCUGAACGGCAAGCAAUUGCUACACCCAAGCAUGCUAGAAGCAGUGGCCAAGUAUCAACGGAAGGCUCAGCAAGCAGAGCAGGAGACAAGCAACAGCCUCCUAGGGCAGCUCGCGAGCAAUCUCGGCUGCUGGUCAGCUUCUUCUCCAUCGUAUCCGGUGCGCUGAUGGUGUCGUACUCACUGAACAUUGGUGCGCAGAGCUGGAAAUACAAGGCAUCACUGCUCUCCAUGUAUUCUGCAUUUGUAGCAUACCUCGGGAUGGUGGUCACAGUGCGCGAGGCACCGAAGGAUAAAACGAUUGCAGUGUGGGUGUCCAGUUGCCUAGCAGCUCUCCUGUUGUUAGGGGCCCUCGUAUGCGUCAUUGCAUUCAUUCUGUCAAACCCUCUACAUUUGGGAGCUCCUCUACAUGAGAAGCAGCGUCCAUCCAGGGAAGAUAUUAGUUUACCUUAAAUGUCUGCAUAUAUGCAGUCUUAACACAUCCAUUCACUGCUAUACUGAGAUUAACUUGUGGCUGUUUCCUCUCCAAUUUAGCGCUCACUGCUUGCGGUUGUAUUUUGUGAUGUACUGCCCGGCCUGCACUUGUUUUUGGAAGGAUGAUGCAGAAAAACUGUUGUGACCUA